This is a messenger RNA of Oncorhynchus gorbuscha (pink salmon), 3867 nucleotides long. RefSeq lists its product as uncharacterized. NCBI's taxonomy places the organism in Eukaryota, Metazoa, Chordata, Actinopteri, Salmoniformes, Salmonidae. The record is from RefSeq and is a predicted model, not a curated record. The transcript is spliced from 3 exons. The coding region runs from base 204 to 1247 and encodes 347 amino acids.
CCAGAGACCAGGACAGAGAGAGAUACAGAGACAGACGCUCAAGCACCAGAGACCAGGACAGAGAGAGAGACGGGGGCAGAUCUGAGAGAGACAAGGACAGAGAGAGAUGGUGGGAACGAGACAAAGAGUGGGAUGGGGACAAGGAAAGCUUCCGGGGGCUUUACCCAUACUCCAACAAUCCUACACACCCUCCUGCAUCUUUGAUGGCAACCGACCCAGUGCAGUACUCUCAGUACAUGGCAUACCACGGCAGCCCCUACGCCAGCGCCUUCCCUCCAGGGUGUAGCUUUCCCCCUGGUACCGUGUUCCCUAGUACCAUGCCCCCGAGUACCGUGCUCCCUGGUACAGUGCCCCUCCCUAACCCCCUUGGGUAUCCACUGUACCCCAACUGCCCACCUUCUUACUAUAGUGGCCCUUCAGAAAGAUUUUUCCAGCCAUACACACAGGCCACUGGAAACCCUCAGUUCACAAACAUGGAUGUACAAGUGCAGGACCCAUAUGCAUCCCUGAGCAUCCCUGAACGGGAAAUAGAGACUGUGUGGCCCAGACUUGUCCAUCCCAGCAUAAACCAAGACUCAAAGCCUGCCGGACUAAACCGUUUGAGUAUAAAAAUGCAACUGAAGAGGGAACGCUAUCGGACUAACUUGAUUAAUUGCAAAAACAUACAAGAAUUGAGGCAGCUUAAAGAAAUUCCUCUGGUGGCUGCCAAGGAGCCCGGUACAAAGAAAGUGCCAGAAGGAGAUGCAGUCAUAGAAGGGGAGAAACUGCAUUUUGUGGUCCCUCCGGUGGCUACAACGUAUUCUGGGGGACCCUGUAGAACAGGAUUCCCAAAUAGAAAAGGGAGAAAGGGGAAAACACUGGAAGAAAAAGAAGGUUUAUUCAACCAAGGUUUAUCCAUGAGAAACAGAGCCUAUUUGACAAGGUGGAAACUGCGUUUGGCGGAAGCGGUUGCAAAAGGCCUUGAGGUCCCCUCUGAACCAGAGCCCAAGACGGCGCCAGAAGCGAAGGACAAAUCAUUGACAGAAUGGCAGAGGCUGUUUGCAGACUCUGUGGUGAAUGUGGCUGCAACGGACCUAUCUGCCCUUUCUGAACCCGAGGCUGAGAAAAAGCCAGACUGGGAGACUGAGCAGAAAAGGACAGACGAAGAGAUGAAGGUGAAAUUAAAGAAAAAGCUUGUCGAGUUCAACCUGAAGAUGAAGCAGAAAUCGAUGCAUUUAAAAGAAGUCCCAUCAGAAGCCCCAACAUAACCUGAAAGGGCGGCUGUUGUAGUGCGUCAUGAGCUCACCUCCCCUUCGAACCUGCUGCUGACCCAUCCAGACCCCGUGGACAUCCGUUGGCUAACAUUCUCUUUAUCUAAUAUACACUCACUGGCCAGUUUAUUAGGUACAUAACGGGUCGGAUCCUCCUUUUCCUCCAGAACGGCCUGAAUUGUUCGGGGCACUCUACAAGUUGUCUGAAACGUUCCACAUGGAUGCUGGUGCGAUGGCAUCACGCAGUUGCUGCAGAUUGGACGGCAAUACAUUCAUGCUGCAAACAGCCCAUUCCAUCUCAUCCCAAAGAUGCUGUACUGGGUUGAGGUCUGAGGACUGCACAGGCCACUCAAGUAAACUGAACUUGCUGUCAUGCUCCUCGAUUGUCCAGUGUUGAUGAUCACAUGCCCACUGGAGCUGCUGCUUCUUGUUUUUAGCUGUGGAACCCGGUGUGGUCGUCUGCUGCAAUAGCCCAUCCGUGACAAGGAUCGACAAGUUGUGCAUUCUGAGAUGCUGUUCGGCACACCGCCAUUUUUUCUCUGUUUGUGGCCCGUCUGUUAGCUUACACGAUUCUUGCCAUUCUCUUUUGACCUCUCAUCAACAAGUUGUUUUCGCCAACAGGACUGCUGCAGAAUGGAGUUUUUUUGUUUGUUUGUUGCAUCAUUCGCAGGGUAGUCUAGUGGUUAGAGUGUUGGACUAGUAACCGGAAGGUUGCAAGUUCAAACCCACGUGCUGACAAGGUACAAAUCGGUUGUUCUGCCCCUGAACAGGCAGUUAACCCACUGUUCCUAGGCCGUCAUUGAAAAUAAGAAUUUGUUCUUAAACUGACUUACCUAGUUAAAUAAAGGUAAAAUAAAUUAUCGGUUAACACUAGACACUGUUCUGCCUGAAAAGCCCAGGAAGGUGGCCAUUUCUGAGAUACAGGCGUGCCUGGCACCGACGAUCAUAACAUGCUUAAAGUCGCUUAGUUCAGUUGUUUUGUACAUUCUAACAUUUAAUGGAACAGUAACUCUAAUGCGUCAAUCCCUGUCUCCCUGCUUUAUAUAGCAAGUCACGGCCACGUGACUCACUGUCUGUAAGAGCGAUCCAUUUUCGUAAAUGGGGUGGUGUACCAAAUUAACUGGCCGAUGAGUGAGUUGUUUUUGGGAGUAUCUGUUCUUUAUUUGACUAUUUUUAUUUUUGACAACUUUUACUUUGCUAUAUUCGUAAAGAAAAUAAUGUACUUUUUACUCAAUACAAUUUCCCUGACACCAAAAAGUACUCAUUACAUUUUGAAUACCUAGCAGGACAGGAAAAUGGUCCAAUUCACACACUUAUCAGAACAUCCCUGGUCAUCUCUACUGCCUCUGAUCUGGCGGCCUGAGUAUUAGAGUGUGUCCCUGGCUGUCCGUAAAUUAAGAGAACACAUUGUGCCAUCUGGUUAGCUUAAUAUAAGGAAUUAGAAAUUAUUUUACCUUUUGAUACUUAAGUAUAUUUUAGCAAUUACAUUUACUUUUGAUACUUCGGUAUCUUUAAAACCCAAUACUUUUUACGUAAGUAGUAUUUUACUGGGUGACUUUCACUUGAGUCAUUUUCUUUAAUUUUGCUCAAGUAUGAUGAUUGGGUAGUUUUUCCACCACUGAUUGCAUUCUACCACCUGGAAUGUCAUUGCAUUCUACCACCAGAAUAUUUCUAGAUUUGUGCACUGAACAAAAACAUAAACGCAACAUGUGAAGUGCUGAAGAAAAAAAAUCCAGGAAAUGUUCCAUCUUUGCCAAGAUAAUCCAUCCACCUGACAGUUGUGUCAUAAAGAAGCUGAUUAAACAGCAUGAUCAUUACACAGGUGCACCUUGUGCAGGUGACAAUAAACGGACACUUUAAAAUGUACAGUUUUGUCACACAACACAAUGUCACAGAUGUCUCAAGUUUUGAGGGAGAAUGAGGCAGCUUAAGCUUAAAGAAACUCCUCUGGUGGCUGCCAAGGAGCCCGGUACAAAGAAAGUGCCAGAAGGAGAUGCAGUCAUAGAAGGGGAGAAACUGCAUUUUGUGGUCCCUCCGGUGGCUACAACGUAUUCUGGGGGACCCUGUAGAACAGGAUUCCCAAAUAGAAAAGGGAGAAAGGGGAAAACACUGGAAGAAAAAGGAGGUUUAUUCAACCAAGGUUUAUCCAUGAGAAACAGAGCCUAUUUGACAAGGUGGAAACUGCGUUUGGCGGAAGCGGUUGCAAAAGGCCUUGAGGUCCCCUCUGAACCAGAGCCCUUACUGCUUUUAUAACACGAGUAAAUGGAUAUUUUUCAUAUGAAAGUAGAUGGCUUUAUGUUUCUAGAACCGUACCUCAAUUUAGAUGGAGUAUUUGGCUGCCAGAGACAAUUUGCCUGUUUAUAAACCAAAUAAGGGCGUGGAGUUUACUUGGUCUGGUCAUGUGGUCAGGAAAAACUCCUGGCCCUGGGCAUAGUACAUGUGUAUCAAUGCGAUGAAAAGACUAGCGGCGGAAUUAUGUUUGUAAGUUGUCAUGCCUGAUAGCUAAAAGAACUGCCAUUGUUUCAUUCCUCAGUUCAGUCAGCCCACCGAUUUCUAUAGAUCAUCUUUCACUUUGUAAAUAUGUAAUUGAAUAAAAUAUUCUAUCUAAUAUUGUAAA